This is a messenger RNA of Lolium rigidum, 644 nucleotides long. RefSeq names its product protein kish-like. The record is from RefSeq and is a predicted model, not a curated record. Lineage: Eukaryota; Viridiplantae; Streptophyta; Magnoliopsida; Poales; Poaceae. Gene Ontology annotation, biological process: protein secretion; intracellular transport. The transcript has 4 exons. Bases 122 to 334 code for a protein of 70 amino acids.
CAAUAGGCUCGUAUCGCCACCUGAACGCCAUAGAUCCAGCCAGGUUACCGAAUCGCGCUCCCCGGCUCGCCGCCCUUUCCUGUCUCGCAGUCGCAGCUCAGCAAGAAGGCCAGCCAGCGCCAUGUCGGCGCUCUUCAACUUCAACUCCUUCCUCGUCGUCGUGCUGCUGGUGAUCUGCACCUGCACCUACGUCAAGAUGCAGUUCCCCGCCAUGCUCAACGACCGCACCGGAUUUCGUGGUUUCUUUUGGAAAGCAGCCAGAAUAGGUGAGCGGUUGAGCCCAUGGGUAGCAUUCGGGUGCUUUGCUAUGGGGAUAUCGACCAUCUUCUUCUGAAGAACCGAGCUGGCAUCUAGGUUGCUGAGUUAUAUAUGAAGGAUCUACGCUGCAUUUCUGUUCAUAUCUUAGGAUUAGAGCCCCUGAUAUGAUAUGUUGGGAUGGAGAGGGGUACUCGUGGCAAAAGCUGCAUGCUUGCUAGGGAUUGCACUCAGGUCGGUAUGUCGAAAAGAUAGAUAUGAACUGUGAUUGUACUGUUGUAUGAUAAGUGUUAAGCUAAUACUACUUGCAAAUUGUUAGUAUCGAACUGAUGGUGGAUUAUGUUGAUAUGGAAUGUUCUUUUGACCCUGUAAAACCAAUUUGCGAGUUU